Daphnia magna is the source of this 1599-nucleotide messenger RNA. Its product is annotated as complement C1q-like protein 3. The record is from RefSeq and is a predicted model, not a curated record. Lineage: Eukaryota; Metazoa; Arthropoda; Branchiopoda; Diplostraca; Daphniidae. Gene Ontology annotation, molecular function: protein binding.
UGCCUUAGCAAACAAAACGUUGGGUAUCAGGCUAUCCGCCCUUCAACGUCUUUUCAUAAUAGAAAGUGAAGCUAAUCUUCUUCAACUCUUUAUUCAUCAACUGAAAACAUCCGCCCUGCGCUCCGAAGCACGAAUGCUUUUUUUUUUAAGUCUAUGGGAAUUGAGAAAGAAAAUCAUGCAACCUUUCAAUGUCCUUUCGAUAACAUGGGAUCGUUUCUUUGGAACGCAGCAAGAAAUGCGUUUGAAUUACUUUAAAAAAUUUCUUUUUUAUUCCCGGACAUUGGGUUUCCCGAUGUCACCUUGUUUCCUCUUUCGCCGCCCCACUAGGUAGACUUACACUUUCGUUUCGAGUCAACAGAGAAGGCCUCUCAACAGAACAGGAGGAAGAACUUUCGGUUGUGUACCAGAGAGAAAGUACAAAGAUAUGGGGAGGCAUUGGUCAUCCAUCAUAUAAAAGGCUAGAAGAAGUCGGCUGUCACGCACAGUCCUCCAGACGUCCAUCACUGAACAUGUUUCCAUACAGUCCGUUUAUUCUUGCCUUGAUUGCAUUGUCCUGCCGUGCCGACCAAGUCAAACCGAAUGGCGAGACGGUCGCCAGGAGAUCUGCUACUACUACCAGACCAAUACGAGUGGAUAAAAUCAGAGACGUUGAAGCUAUAGAUCCUGGCCUCCUUUCGCCACCGAGCACGAAAAACGUUACCCUAACACGUUCAGUGACAAACACGCUGGGAAAACAGUUUAGCAACCCGCUAGGUCAGGGUGGUUCGUUCGGCAACUCCUUUGGCAGUAAUUCUUUUGGAACCGGGAGCAAUUUGAAUCCGGACAAUGGGUUCCAAUUCACUCCUGGAGUAGGACAAGCUGACAAAUCUUUCUAUCCUGGAGGACAAGCUGCAGGUUUUGGGCAACCAGGGCAAGUUGGAAUCUUCGGGCAACCAGGUCAAGUUGGGACGUUUGGUCAACCAGGUCAAGUUGGAACGUUUGGCCAACCGGGUCAAGUUGGAACGUUUGGCCAACCGGGUCCAGUGGGAGGAUUUCCAAACAACGGAGGAGUAUUUCCUGGCGGGGGUGUUGUGCCUGGAUCCACACAGCUUCCUCCGGGUUCUGUGGCAGCAGAUUCCGUAGCUUUCAGCGCUGCCCGGGCAUCGGACUUUACUCGUGUCGGUGUAACUCAAGUUCGAUUUGAUUUUACAUUGACCGACGUUGGCUACGGAUGGUAUCCAGAUCGUAGCGAAUUCGUCUGCUAUUAUCCAGGACUUUAUUUUUUUACUUUCCAUGGCCUUUCGUCGCAAACAAGACAAUUCAAGCUGUCUUUGGUAAAGAAUAAUCAAGAGGUGAUUUCGGCAUGGGGGGAUACAAACGGAUACCAAAGUGGUUCCAAUACGGCCAUUUUAGCACUCAACCAGGGCGACAGAGUCUAUCUCGUUUUGCAGGAAGGCAAUUUGCACGAAACCAACAAUGGUGGACGGGGGUACACGACAUUUUCGGGUUUCAGAAUUCGUUAGCCACACACGUAGCGCUGGCGUUUUAAUGUCAUAAAGCUGUGCUUUUCUAAUUUGUUUCUUCUAUGUAUCGUUCAAUACAAACCCACGUUACGAAAAA